AUUACUAAUAUAGUAUUUCUAUUAUUGUCGAUGCCGUCGAUUGUACGAUCGUACGAAUCAAUUAAAUACGAAUAAAUUAAUAUAAUAAUUAAUAAUUUGUAAUAUUACUAUUAAGUUUUAAAUUGACUGACUUGAAUAGUUGUUCUGUAUUUAAAGAUUUAUUUUACAAAAUAUGUGGACAUAUUACAAUUAUUAUUUAUUAAUAUUCCGCAGGACUGCAAGAGUCCAACCUCUCUAACAAUUUCAAUACCAAAAUACUGAAUACAAUAUUUCUCUAUUUGUUAUUUAACAUUACUAAAUCAUUUAAUUGUGUUAUUUUAUUGUUCAAGUAGUUGAAGGAUUAUUACAACAGUACUACUACCAUAAAAUAAAUAAUCAUCAUAAACUGUGAUAUUUAAUUUUUAAGAACCAUAUUGUGUCCAUAUUUUGAAUUUUGAUCAUGACAGAAAUGCACGAUCCAGACUUACAAACUAAAUCAAGACGUGCCACUGGAAUUUUAUCAGAAAAUCUUCAUUUUGUUGCAAAUGAACCAUCCUUGGCGUUUUAUCGACUUCAAGAACAUGUACGGAAAUCUGUACCGCCUAUGAUAGAAAAACGAGUACAAGUUCAAAAACUUCAUAAGGAUUUACAAGGGCACUAUUAUGAUGUAGAAUAUGCAUUAGGAGCUAUUAAUUCUAUUAAGAACUGUGAAGAACCAUUGAAUAAUAUUCAAGAACAACUUAAGAAUGCUUUAUUCCUUAGUCAACAAAUCAAGUAUGAGCAUACUAGACGUGGAAAAUCUAAAAAAGAUUCCAUGUAUAAACGUCUAUCUGCUCACUUGACUACUACUCUAGACCUACCCGAAUUACCAGAAGCUAUCAGAGAUACAGCCAAUAAAGUGGAAUCUAUGGUGAACAGUGCACGACAUUCUAAUAUAUAUUAAUAUUAAUUAAGAAGAAUAUAAGACUGUUGUAUAGUAAUGAAAUGUUUAAUAUUUAAUAUUUGAAGUGCAUUUUAUAACUGAAGCAAUUAAAAACUUUCUACAAGUACUAAUAGUGCAAUACUAAACAAAUUUUAAUUUUUAUGAAUAUUUAUGAGACAUAUUUAUACCCUUAAACAUUUAUUUGAUUCAUCUUGUGUAUUCUAUGUGUAUUAAUUUAUUUUAUUGAAAAUAUUAAACAGUUCUAUAUGAACUUUUUAAAAAGUUCUAAUCAUAUUAUUAUUUAUGCAAAAACCAACAGUAUAGUAGAAUACAAAUGUGUUGACUGAAUUUACCCUUUAAAUUUCUAUUAUUUUAGAAACUUAUUUUAUUACGUAAUACAUUUGGUUUUAUUCUGUCUUAUUUAUUAAAAAAUUGUUGAGUUAUUUUGUUUUUAAAAUAAUUAGUAAGGUAUUGUAAAAACAUCUUUUAUUAUAAUUCUAGUCCAGUGUACCACAGUAGGAGUUAACCUUGUUGAUAAAACCUUUUGUUCAUGACUACAAUCAGAACUUGGGUUCAUUAAUUGAGUCUAGUUAUAAGUUUUAUUAAAUAUAAAUUGCAAAUCAUAAGCUUUGGUUUUAUUAUAUUAGUACACCUGUUUAUGUUUUAUUCAAAUGUUUAUUGUUGAACAUAGACAUUUAUAGAUAUUAAUGUCAUUAGUAAUGUUUUAUCAAUUUUUUUAAAAAAUAAACAAUUUUAUUUGAA
Molecule: messenger RNA, 1663 nt
Organism: Aphis gossypii (cotton aphid)
Lineage: Eukaryota; Metazoa; Arthropoda; Insecta; Hemiptera; Aphididae
Product: BLOC-1-related complex subunit 8 homolog
Exons: 4
Coding region: 440-922 (160 amino acids)
Cellular component (GO): BORC complex
Source: RefSeq, a predicted model, not a curated record